GCUAACUGAUACAAUAUGGCAUCUACACAGAAGGGCACAGUCUUUCAGAUACUCAAGACAAAUAAAUCUGGGUCCAAGGUAGCACACAGAGAGCCUGAGUUUGCUAGCCCUACCUCCCAGCGGGGACACAGGUACGUUUUUACCACAAGUCAGCGAAAUGCUGCCAGGUCUCAGAGCCCUUCUUCCCUCCAAAGAGUCGAAGCUGCACUUCCCACCGCUCCCCACUCAGCAUCAUACUCUCUUCACACUCUGUCCCCUCCGUCAGGGACCAGCCUCUAUGCACCAUCCACCCCUCGAGGAACUGAGACUCGAUCACAUGGUCCCUCUCAGCAAAAGAGCCAGCAAAGUCAGACAACACCUGCCCAUCCUGUAAGCAUAUGUCGGAAUGUCAAAGAGGGAGCAACUAGAAGAGGGGGUAAGAUCAAGUCAGGGUGUGAGGUUGGCUGUUGCACCUCAUUGACCUCAGAUGCCAGAUCCUCCCGCCGCUUGAGUUUCAUAGAUGAGAAAGAUAAUGUAAAAUCACAAAACUAUCAAGAAGAAGACCCACCUUCCAAGGUCCAGAACCCCCAAGGGGUCAGAGUUCCUCGCAGGAUUUCAGCUAAUCCAAAGGAUGAAGCAGUACAAACCGAGCCCAUUGGAAAGAUUUUGACUGGUGAGGCCAGAUCUCCAAGGAGUCCCACUAGCCCAGAGUAUGGCAGCAGCCCGCUCCCUACAGCCUACCAAGCAGUUUAUAGAAGGAGUCCUGCCCAAGAGUCACAAAUGGAUCCUCACUCCUCAGUUCUUUCAGAACCUAAGGCGUUGCAUAGGAAUAUGAAAUUGUCAUCAUCCCUUAAACUCUCUGUCCUUAAAGAUUUAGAUGGUGGACAUCAAGUUCCUCCUGCACAUUCAGAACCUGAGUAUCUCUACAAAAAUUCUGUCUACACUGAGACCAGGCCCUCAAAGGUCUUAAUAUCACCAGAUGUGGAGACCUGCGUGAAAUCCUCAAUCCGAGACAACAAAGUCAGCCACAGGGUCACCAAGCCCUCAGGAGGACAGUCAGUGCAGUCAACUCUUCGUGCUACAGCUCGAGUAGUGUCUGAAAGCCCACGAAAAUCUCACCUAUAUGCCAUGCCAGUGUCCACUCAUAAGCAGCAAACCCAAAGACCUGCAGAAACGAACUACAUGUCCCCUGGACCUGCAAUCAGGUAUCCAGAACCCUUGCAAAAGCCCUCCACUCAUGCAGAACUGGAACUGACUCCUCGGCCUUUACCUCCUCGAUCCUUACCUAAGUAUGGUCCUGACUCCUCAUGGUGGGCCUUACUGAAUCCUCAAGUUGAAAUGCCCCAAAGCCGGCCGACAACACCUGAUUUUGAGCCUAAGUCCCCUCCUCCCAUAGACACAUUAAGAUCACUUUAUGAAAUGGACUCAAUUCCUUUCUGUGAGGACCUGAUAUUCCAGAGACAGAAGGCAAGCCCACCACUACCAUCAUCACUGAAGGUGUCUUCAAGCCAGUCACCAUUGACAGAAUUGCCACAGGACUUCAAGCACACCUGCAAACAACUCAAUCAAAGGUUUAAUGCUUUCUUCCUGGAUGUCUCUGAGGAAAUGCAAAAUCGAAUCAUCUGGUGGCUAAAAGAUGAGGAGAUCAAGCCUUUUCUAGAGGACAGCACCGAUGAUCCAGAACUGAGCAAGUUCAUGAAGGAUUUUCCAGGAAGUGAAAGCUGCCACCCACCGGAGGCCAAGACCAGGAUGUCCAGGCCCCAAAUCCCGGAGUCAAGGCCCCAGGCCCCUGACCUCUAUGAAGAUGACCUGGCACUCAGACCCCCCUCAUGGCCCCAGGCCUCUGACAGCCAGCAGUACUUCUGCACCCCCACCCCUCUCAGCCCCUCUACCCGGCCCCGCAGCCCAUGGGGCAAGCUCGAUCCCUAUGAUUCCUCUGAGGAUGACAAGGAGUAUGUGGGCUUUGCGACCCUCCCCAACCAAGUGCACCGAAAGUCUGUGAAGAAAGGCUUUGACUUUACCCUCAUGGUAGCAGGAGAGUCUGGCCUGGGUAAAUCCACUCUUGUGAAUAGCCUCUUCCUCACUGAUCUAUACCGAGACCGGAAACUCCUGAAUGCUGAAGAGCGGAUCAUGCAAACUGUGGAGAUCACUAAACAUGCAGUGGAUAUAGAAGAAAAAGGUGUAAGGCUGCGGCUCACCAUUGUGGACACACCAGGUUUUGGGGAUGCACUCAACAACACAGAGUGCUGGAAGCCUGUGGCAGAAUACAUCGACCAGCAGUUUGAGCAGUAUUUCCGAGAUGAGAGUGGCCUCAACCGCAAGAACAUCCAAGACAACAGGGUGCACUGCUGCCUGUACUUCAUCUCACCCUUUGGCCACGGGCUCCGGCCAUUGGAUGUUGAAUUCAUGAAGGCCCUGCAUCAGCGGGUCAACAUUGUGCCUAUCUUGGCUAAGGCGGACACACUGACACGUCCUGAAGUGGACCUCAAGAAACGCAAAAUACGAGAGGAUAUUGAGCACUUUGGAAUCAAGAUCUAUCAGUUCCCAGAUUGUGACUCUGAUGAGGAUGAGGACUUCAAAUUACAGGACCAAGCCCUAAAGGAAAGCAUCCCAUUUGCAGUAAUUGGCAGCAACACUGUGGUAGAGGCCAGAGGGCGGCGAGUUCGGGGCCGAAUUUACCCUUGGGGCAUCGUAGAAGUGGAAAACCCAGGGCACUGUGACUUUGUGAAGCUGAGGACAAUGCUGGUGCGUACCCACAUGCAGGACCUUAAGGAUGUGACGCGGGAGACACAUUAUGAGAACUACCGGGCACAGUGCAUCCAGAGCAUGACCCGCCUGGUGGUGAAGGAACGGAAUCGCAACAAACUGACUCGAGAGAGUGGUACUGACUUCCCCAUACCUGCUGUCCCACCAGGGACAGAUCCAGAAACUGAGAAGCUAAUUCGAGAGAAAGAUGAGGAGCUGCGGCGGAUGCAGGAGAUGCUACAGAAAAUGGAAAGACAGAUGAAGACACAUUAACUGGCUUUCAGUCCUGGAUAUUUAAAUCUUCUUCCUGUCCAUGUCAGCCCCUUUCUGCACCAGCUCUGCUCAGGCCCCUGCAGCUACUGCCACUUCGCCUUACAUCCCUGCUGAAUCCCCAGAGACUCAGAGGAAAUAAAGUUUAAUAAAUCUAUAGGCGAC
Molecule: messenger RNA, 3159 nt
Organism: Cavia porcellus (domestic guinea pig)
Lineage: Eukaryota; Metazoa; Chordata; Mammalia; Rodentia; Caviidae
Gene: Septin4
Product: septin 4
Exons: 14
Coding region: 16-2997 (993 amino acids)
Biological process (GO): intracellular protein localization; regulation of exocytosis; cytoskeleton-dependent cytokinesis
Cellular component (GO): cell division site; microtubule cytoskeleton; synaptic vesicle
Molecular function (GO): GTP binding; GTPase activity; molecular adaptor activity
Source: RefSeq, a predicted model, not a curated record